Messenger RNA from Venustampulla echinocandica, 645 nucleotides. RefSeq lists its product as uncharacterized. Lineage: Eukaryota; Fungi; Ascomycota; Leotiomycetes; Helotiales; Pleuroascaceae. The coding region runs from base 1 to 645 and encodes 214 amino acids. The transcript is spliced from 3 exons. The record is from RefSeq and is a predicted model, not a curated record.
AUGGGCAUGCUGCUUUGCGCCACGCCCCCUUCGGUACGCCUGCCCCCUAUCGAUGACGUCGUGCUUGCGCUUCGUGGAGGGACAAUGCUGGCGGGGGACACAUCGGAUCAUGUUCCCUUCCUCCCUACAGCUACAUCCACCUCAAACUAUAAAACCACGACACUUCCCCCUCCUGAUAACCUCCAAUCCAUAUACACACUCUCCACAAACAACAACACCACAAUCCAUCUCACAACUUACACAAAACUAUUCAGCCCACCACUCACCUCAAACUACUCCUCUACCAAAACAACAGCAACCAUGGCACGCGGAGAAGCAGUCAAGACCAGAUGCCAAUACCAGGGCGAGCACGACAACUUUGUCGUCUUCGUUGAUAGACCCGACCUCGCGAACGAUUGGAAGACUGACAAGUCCAUUCCUCUCACCCACAUCGUGAGCACAUUCAAGGUCUUCAUCACACACAAGUCAGGAGCGCAAGGCGGAUAUGACGGUGCCUCAAAUGCCACCCUUGAGAACGAGUUUGGCACCCACAACGAGGACGAGGUCAUCAAGCAAAUCUUAGAGAAGGGCAACAUGCAAGAAUUUGAGUUCCCAGAGAGACAAGGUGGCACCAACGACAGCAACGGCCUACCAACCCGUUUCUAA